Messenger RNA from Pocillopora meandrina, 14932 nucleotides. The record is from the annotation of a GenBank genome assembly. NCBI's taxonomy places the organism in Eukaryota, Metazoa, Cnidaria, Anthozoa, Scleractinia, Pocilloporidae.
AUGAUAGAAGAUCCGGAGUACAUUAAAUUGGAAGGGCUGAUCACGGAUGAUCAAGACAUGUCUCUGCGCAAAUCCCUUUUAAGUGGAAGAACUUCGCGAAGAAUAUCUGAUAAUUCAAAGAACGAAAAUUUUCUUCAGCAAAGCAUUGAUGAAACUGUGGAGCGAAACCCAUGCAAGCGGAUCAGCCUACAUCAGGUAAUGAAUUGACUUUAACUUUAAAUUUCUAGAUGUCAGGAUUCAAGAAAUCAGUUUCAAUAAAAGUUUGGAAAUGCAUGUUUGCUAACAAAUACAUAGUCUCUAUGAGGGAGGAAAAAUGAUGUUACUUGAUAAUAAAAAGAUCUUUCUCAAUUACAUACGCUGAAAAUUAAAAUGUAUUUAUUUUAUGUGUUUGUUACUCAAAACCCUUCUUGUCAAAAUGUUUAAAAAUUUCAGCCAUUACAAUAUCUAGGAGUCUUCAAUUUGUUUUUUUCAUCUCAGAGCAAUUAAAUAUAGGGCAUGUGAAAUCACUUUCCAUCGAUUGCGGUGCACACAUGAGUGACAACGCCAAAAACAGACAGCCCCACUCAAGUGCAUUUAUUACAUUAAAAAAAUGACAAUACUCUCGAUGGGAAUAUCAAAUAAUUUUGUUAUCGACAAGCGCUCUUUGAGUGCGAUAGGUGGUUGUUUUGACUUCGAAGUUAGAAAACCCACAAAGACAACAGUUGGUAAUUUCUGUAACUGUCUUUAACAACAGCAAAAAAAGCACCCUAUCAAAUUCAAAUGCUCUCACCUAGAAAGGCACUACCUUUACAACUUAUCUAAAAUUAAUUGUGUGCUAUUCAAGGGGUUCUUUGUCUCAGUAUGAUUCAGCUUUCAAAAGAGUGUUAUCCUCUAGCGACAGCUGCAUCUUAGCGUGUGGAGGAUCCCUAUGGCCUACGAAAGUCUAACACAUUUUACAAUGCACGUCAUCAGUACAUCUUUUAAUGGCAAUAUAUAUUUUUGUUUUAUAUAUGUUACUUCCUUAAAAAAGGAAUGAAUGGUACAAUUGUCACCUUUUCAAUUUCACCGAAACUAUUUUUUAUAAUCGCCAGGAGUGAGGUUGUCAAAAUGUGAUAAAUUUCAUAUUUGAUGAGGAUUUUUCUUUAGACAAUGGUAAAGAAGAAGAUUCAAACGCGUUUGUUAGAGAUUGCAUUUGAGUGAAAACAGACAAUUUUUCAUCACAAAUGAGGCUAGAAUGUAAGACUGAUUACUGUAAGAGAUUUUCAAUCCAAUUUACUCUGGAUUCUGAGGCCACUGUUCAACAAACUCUGGCCUGUUGAAAUGAAUCAAAUUGAUACUCAGUUAGGCACUAAGGUCUCUUCGUGGGUUUCUUGACUUAAUUAUAUUAAAACAAACAACAACAUGAUCCAGAUUUCCUAAUUAAUACACGAUUAUUGUGCUGAAACACAAUAACAUUUAGUAUUUUUUCCCUGAUUGAUAGUUGCAAAUUUUGAUGGUUAUCCGGCGGCUCGCUUGUUGUUAAUCAGGUAGAUGAACUUAUUUCGGCAGCUAAGGAAACUCAUUAAGUUAUGCAUGAGCUCCGAAAUCAUAAAAGGCACACUUUGUUGGAGACCUUUGAUUCUCAUAAAAAAUGCUUUUGCACCAUCUAUUUCAUUGAAUAUGGUUGGAACUGUUCUCGUCGUAAUUUUUUUAAAUGUCUAAUGCAACUUAUUUAAUUAACUCUUUAUUAAUUUGCAAUAUUGUCGAUGGAAGUGUAUAAGGGACCAUCUGACUUAAAAUUGAACAUUGUAAACGACAUUUCCUUGUUGCAAAGGAUGCAUGAUCUUCCGAACUCAGGCCUCGAGUUUAGAGCCACUUAAAGGAAUUGAAGACUUGAGUAAGAGAAAUGAGACUACGUGGACAUCAACAAGCCUCCACCUUUCUUAAAUUCAGCUGUAAAUGACAUAAAACUGACAGAGGAUUAUUUUAAAAUUAUAAAGAGCUGGUAUUUUAUCACUACCAGUAUAAAAUGAAAUAGCUUUUUAAUUUUUAACACUCUCCCACCGACGCAGCACCAUAGUUUCUGUACAAAAUUACCCCCUUUUUUCAAUUUUUAAGUUUUAGAUGGAAAUAAAAGAUGGAUUCCGGUAGAGAUAUCACUAGUCUGACUUUGUGUGACUGAGAAAUCCAUUUUUCCAUAUGAUUAUCUUGUGUCUCUACUCAAUGAAAAAUCUUAAAUUUUGCGUCGUCAUUUCCCAUGCAAGUUACUUUGUUUCCUGUUGAUAAAUUUCGUUCAGGUAAUUUAUUUUUAGCGACCUGUCAUCAUGCGCCCAGGUACUUAAAAUUGUAAACAUCUCUUUUUGUUGAGCUUAACCUUUUUAAUUUAAAGAAAACAUAAAUUCUGUGAAGUUCACGUUUCAUUCGAUUAUACCAGUUGACAAUAAGAAAACUCCUUGCGAUUAGAAUUUUGAUAUUCACUUUGCUAUUUGGUCUUAAUUCAAUGUAAUUUGUUCAUAUAAUAAAAUGAUUUGGACUGCUAUUUGGACUAAAUAAGAGCUAGCAAAUUUUUAAAAGAGUGAAAUAGUUGCUCAAGCCCGUAGAGUGAGGGAAGGUAAUUUGAAAUCUUCGAAAAAUUUGCAACUGUUUAUGUAUUCCAAAUUGCAUCAUAAAGCUAUCUAUGUAUAUUUUAACUUUGUUCUGCACCGUUUGCGAUGAAAAAAAAUUGACAAAUAACGUUAUGCGGGUAUAUCGUUGAAUAUUGUACAAAAGAAAGCUCUUCUUCAAAAUACAAAUAUUAUCAAUUUCGUCUUAGCUGAAAAAAGGAAAUUCAAAUGAUAAUUCCAUGUUAGCCGACCAUGUUUUUCGUGUUAUAUUGAGGCAACAAGAAUUGCAGACCUACCCUUGACUUUUAUUUAUUAUAUUAGGGAAAUUUUCCGCAAUGAUAUUGUGUACCUCAUGAAACACGAUUCAAUUUCCUCUUUCACUGAUUAUAACUUCCUUUCCAAUGCCCCUCGAGGAAUAACUCCAGCUGAACCUAUUAGAGAAAUCACCUCAUGAGAAUUAAGUGUGGCUAAAAAUAACGUUAUUCCCGACCAAUCAGAGCUUCUUUUUGAUUACUUGAGCUAAAAGAGGGUUUAAGGAGGAAGCAGAUGAUGAAUCACAUCAUGUGACCAGCAAAAUGUUAUUUGGCUGGUUGCACUGACUAUUUUAGCUUUGUGGCUUCAAACUGUCUCCGCUAGAUAUUUAGCCUUGAAUUAAAUAUCAAUAAAUUUAAAAUCAACCGUCACUUUCGUUGAUAUCAAAGUGCGUUAUUCUGAUAAUCCUAGGCAUGCAGAGAUGGCCUGGCUUGUGUAGUUGAGAGGCUGAUCAGAGUAAAUCCUUCGGUUUGUAAUGAAUACGACAAAGAUGGAAUGGCACCUCUUCAUCAUGCGGCCAGAGGAAACUUCGUACAGAUUAUGAAAUUGCUUCUUAAAGCUGGAGCUGGUGAGGGAUAAGUUUUAAGGUUUGCAUCAAUGUGCUGAUGGCAAAAUGCAAGUUUGUACUAAAGUGAGCUCACUGUAACCGGGUCCCAAACAAUGUUGAAAUUUUGGUGCAAGGUUGCAGUCACGGUGGAGGGGGAGGUAGAGCGAACGGCAAAAAACUACGACGGUCGGUUUCCAAAAAGAGUCAACUUGUUUAAAUAAUGUGCUAUUCCGUCAGCUCUGCGUGUCACAAAAAAUCGUAACUUUUUGGUUGAAAAUCGGAAAUGGAAACUUUUUCCUUGAACUACGCAGUAGCGCCGCAGCAGUCUCAGAAUUAAAUAUUAUUUGCACCUUCGUUUAAAAAAGUAUAUUGGUCGAUAUUGACUUGUUCUUGUACAACCAGCUACUGUCUGCGAAAAGGAGACAUGAAACUAAUCAUGUGACUUCUUCAUACAGAUAUUGACAUCCCGGCCACUAAGAAUUGUAUGUACGUGACACCGCUAAUAUGCGCUAGCAAGUUUGACUCAUUCGAUGCUUGCCGAGUUCUCAUUCAAAAUGGCGCCCAAAUAACGAAGAAAACCUGCAACGGUCAGUCACCUUUGCAUUAUGCUUCACGGAAAGGACAUACACGUGUUCUUGAGGUAAAAAAACAGCUAUAGCAUGUUAAGUAGAUUAAAAGUAAAAUCAGUAUUUAAAAUAGUUAUAAAAAAUAGUAAAUUAAAUGAAAAUGAGGGAAUGAGAACAAGUGAGCCAAAAGGCAACAUCAAGGAUGGAAAACCAACCCAUCUUUUCCAUUACCGAUGUUAAGUCAGGGUGAUUACAAUGAAAAAAACAUAUAGAAAAGUUGCACAGUUAUUUUAAGACGGUUUUCUUCUUACUUGGAUUAUUCAGGUUCUGCUAAAUGAAGGAGGAGCUGAUGUGGACCAUGAAGAUAACGACAAAGCCACUCCACUGCACACUGCAGCACAGGCCGGCCAGAUAGAAGUCAUAAGGAAACUGGUGAGGGUUGAAAUUUAUCACAAUCACUUAUUAAAAAGUGCAUUUUUCUAGAGAAAAUUGACCUUACUGGCCAAAUUUUAAGGGUUAUUUACUGCGUUCAAGCCCGUUGAAACCUCAAGGUUCAAACGCGGCAAUUUUUUCUCUGGUGAGAGGGCGACUGCAGGAAACACUGGAGAGAAAUGCUAUUCAGCACAUCUCAGUCGUCUCUCAUUGGCUUGACAGCACAAUAUACGAUUUCUAAUCAGGUUCCCUGAACCUUGUUACUUCUUAGGUGUUCUACGGAGCAGACGUGGCUCGUAGGGACAAUGACGGGUACACACCGCUACACCUUGCGGCACGUGAAGGUCACGUGGAUUCCUUCAAGGAGAUCCUCAAAAAAGGUAACACUUCACAAAGUCGAAUGUGAAAGGAAACGAUGUGGAGUAGAUCUGAAAAUGGAUUUUAUCAAAUUCAGUCGGGCACUACCCUAACAUGUUGUGAAAAUCAAAAUAUUGUAGAGUGUAUUUUUUCUCCCCAGCCAAAAGUGGUGGUUUGUCUACAAAGACACUGUUAAACAGUCCUGAUUGUUACGGAAACGUCUGCUUGCACCUAGGGAUAAAACAUGGACACAGAGAGGUCGGUACAGAUAAUUGUCACUCUAACUUAAUUUUAGAAAUUAAUCAGAGCAAUUACUCGUCAGAAAACAAAUUACCUAUGACCAAUUAGAUUUGUUUUCGGAGGGCAGCAAUUUAAUCAUGAGUUUUACCCCUUCUUUGCUUUUAGAACUUGAUAUACAUUUGAUCUUUUCUGCAGAUCGUGGAGUUAUGUUUGGGGUCUGGGGCUGACAUAAGUACAGCACAGGUAGAAAUGUACAUAAUUGUAUUGAACUUAUUCCAUAUUUAGCAUGGCCUUUUCCAAGCGUUCAAUAACAGUGGUCCAUAACAGCGCGAUAGAACCAACAUAGGAAAUUGUUAUAUACCUAGACUUUCACAAAACAAAACAAGCACUGUGAUUGGUUGAUUCUUGGUCACGUGCCCCUGGUAAAAUUCAAGUGUAUCCCGACAGGGAUACAAUUGCCAUAUGAUUGUUUAAGAGAAAGUCUAAAUAUAUGACAAAGUACUUAAUAGUUGGUCCUCCGGGAAACUGGUCAGUUUUUUUUUCCCGAGAGUCCUGAUGUUUCCUGAGACGAAGUCGAGGAAAACAGAACCAACUGUCUACCUCGGGAUCAUACAUAAAGUGUAUGAUAGUGAAAGGAAACAAACAUUAAUGUUUGUUAAUUCAACGCCUGGAGAGAGGCCGUAUUUAAUAACAAUACCAUAAAUUUAGAAAUUACCUUUGGUGAACUUAACGAGAUCAUCUGUAAAACAUUUUUGAGAAAUUUCAACCUAAAACACAGACGAGGAAGAUAAAAAAUUGAAAAAAGAAAAAAACUUCUCAGCGCACAAAAAACUUUCAUUUGAAAAGAUAAAUCCUUUUUUGGAUCAUAGAUGACUACCGAAAUUGUUUUGCAGCUGAGACUCUGAUUGUUUCAUACAAUUUAUUUCAGGAUGAUUUUUCCACUCCGAUCCACUUAGCUUGUAGUCAUGGAGACCUAGAAAUUACAAAGCUAUUGGUUCAACAAGGUGCUAAGAUUGAAAGUGAAGACGGUAACGGCUUAACACCUUUGUUGAGGUAAUGAAAAUACCUCUCUGUCAUUUCCCUGAGUUAGUGCAUGGAUCAAUCGAAAGUGGCCCAAUUCCUAACUGGUUGCUUGAACAGGAUCAAAUUCAACUUUGUUCUCAGUUUUUUCUCUUCCUCGCUCGAAGGGGCGGGAAGAAGAGAGAGCCUGAGAAAGAGUUUCAGCGGAUCUGGUCCCUGCUAUUCUUUAUUUAGGGCUAUACCUCGGUUAAAUUAAGUGCAUUACGAGACUGACAACUGCUAACAUUCGUGCGAAGUUGUGCUAUUGGUGGCUGGGUUUUCUUGAUGCAUAAAACAUUGUAAGCCUUACACCAUUUUAUCCCCGUUUUCCACACAUGUAUUCACUAUGUUAAUUAUUACUUUCUCUUCAGGGCUUCACUUGGAGGGCACGUCCCAAUCAUCGAAUUUCUUCUUGCACAAGUAUCAAAGUGUUAUUAUUGUUAAUGAUAUCUCAGCUCCCUAAUAACUACUACCCAGUAACAGUUUGUUCCAAGCUUUUUAAUGAUCCUCUUGGAAUUUUGAACAUUUAUUUUGAUAACCGAACCAUGAGUUUCUCUGGUUUUUACUUCAUUGAGCACUCGCAACUAGAUCACUCGUAACAUUUACUUAUCCUGUGGUCAUAUUUCUUAUAGUUAUUUUGAAUUUUGAUACAUGAAGGGUCACUCUUACUCAUACAUUUGUGCCAUUUUAACCUUUUGUUGCUGAUAGGGAGCUAGGCUCUAUCCAGUCGCAGAUAGUUGCACCCCGUCUCCCUUAAUGUGUGCUGUGAAACGAAGCCAACACAAUGCUGUCAGAUAUUUCUUGGAACGCGGUUUUUCGCUGAAAUAUAAAGACCUGAACUGGAGAACCUGCCUCCAUGUAGCGGUGGCAUGUGCUGAUAUUGAAACUGUAGACUUAAUCUUAGAGGUAAUUUAACUAAAACUUAAGGAAAAGGUUGUGGCUGGGAUUAAAUUUUUCUUCCCUUGGUAAAAUAAGUUUGUUUAAAAGGGGAAAAACUAGCCAUAAAAUGAUGCAGUAAAGGUUACUGAAUCGAUCACAAACACUACAGGUCCAUCACUAUUUCCCUCGGAAUCCAUAUUUUUCGCUAGGUCCACGUUAAACCUCUGGCUUCAAAAAGAGAAUAAUGCAGCAUCAUAUUUAAAGGUGGUGAAACUUAAACGCUUUUUUUUUCAGAAUGGAGGUCAUAGCCUUUUGGAGAGCAAAGAUCAGUAUGGGAAGACAGCAAUACAUUAUGCUGCCGCCACCUGUAAUGUCGAUGUAAGUAUUAUGUAAAGCACAAAAAAUCAAGAUUUAAGAGGUCUCUUUACGGGUCACAAAGCAGGUGGAGGUGCAAACCCCAUUUUCCAGCGAGAAUCAGUGUUGUUUAAUGGUUACCUCCCAAUUUUCCUCAGGUAAUAUCCCAUUCCAGCGACAGCAGUACUCUGCCUAUUUUCAAUCAGAUAUUAUAUUCACCUCUAUCUCAAAUGAAGCCCGUCACACUCUGGUGUCAAUGACACUGACAUCAAAGUCUUCGGUUAACCUAGAUUCAGUCAUGUCUUAAUAGCAAGACGUACACUGGUGAGUACACUAAUUACACGUGACAUAUUCCUUUCACACUUUAUAGAUAAUCAACCGUCUGAUCCUUGUGGGAGCUGAUGUCAGGGCAAAAGACAACGAAGAAAGAAUAGCUCUUCAUUUUGCUGCAGAGUAUGCAUUGACAAGUCCUUUACCGAUUUCAUACGCAAUUAGAUACUUUUUAAGUAAAUUUACUCUUCAACUUGACAUCCAAGGAAAAUAAAAUAGCUUCAUUAUGCGCAAUAAAAUGUAACAGCCCGUUUAUUUCAAAGCAAAAAGGUUUCGUUCACACAUUUGGCUCAAUAAAAGUCUAAGGAAUUGCUCAUACAUUGUAGGCGCCAAACAUUGGAAAUCGGAAUUGCAUUUCUUGUCGGUUUUUUAUUCAUAUUGAGAAGGUUAAGGAAAUAGAUUUAGUGUUUAUAAACGAAAAAAUUCAAGGCAAGAUCCGAAGGUUCAUUUGGUGGACAGACUUAAUUUAGUUAAUAAAGUUUGAAAAUAACGCGCUCCUUUUUUUUUUUUUUUUUUUUUUUCUUAGGGCUGGAGCUCUUUGUGCUGUGAGAUCGCUUCUAAGCGCAUGCCCAGAGUCUGUAAAUGACAUUGACUAUGGAUCCCGCACGCCUCUCCAUUUUGCAGCAGCCGAGGGAAGAGAUAAAGUAGCAACUCAUUUGUUACAAAACAGUGCUGAAGUUGACUACAGGUAACUGAACAUGGAAAUGAUAAUUAAUGGCUGGUAAUCUAAUCAUGCUUCUCAUUUGUGUGCACCGAGUUACCAGUUAUUCUUCCUUGCCACGAAAAACACUGAUCAUGAAUUUUGGGAACAAAAAUUUUGACUCGCGAAAAGAGCGAGUAUCAUAGUUAUGGAUGCUUACUGAAGAUUAUCUUCUUGUUGGCUGCAGGGAUGAUGAACGUUUUACACCGUUGUUUCAUGCUACCAUAUGUGGUUGCCCUGCAACAAUGGAUACGUUGCUGUAUCAUGGGGCAGAUGUCAAUGCUCUUGAGAAGAAUCGAGUAAGUGGAAAGCAGCUAGUGUAGCUGGCUUUUUGGUACCAACAAAAACUUAAAGGACUUUGAGCCCAGUAAAUUGACGUGGUAAAUUAUUCACAUGUAAACACCAUAGUCUGCCACUUGUGAUGUAUGAGUCAGCAUGGGUCCGUUUAUUCAAUUUAUGUAAAGUACUGAAUUUUAAAUUCCAUGAGGGUGUUUCAAUGAAAAAACGUGUCCAUCAGAGCCAAAGGAGCGCUUUGCAUAAGGCUCUCUAAAUCGGUCAUCGUAAUGUUCAGUCAAUACGUUGAAAUCAUCAGGUUUCUAUUUACAGGUCAGCAUCUCAACCUAAUUACUUUACACUAUGGAUGUGAAAACUUCCAUUGAUUGGGUUACAAUAAAUAAAAGCAAACAUAGCCAAAUCUAAAAUAAACUUAACGUCGCAAUUACGCUACAAUUUAGAAUUUUAACAAAUCGUCUGAAAUUGUUGUAUUUUUUUCUAAAUUGCAGAAGCCUCCGUUGGUAUUUGCAGCAUUUUUCAAACACAACAAAAAUUUUCGAAAGCUCGUUCGGUUAGGAGCAGAUAUGACGGUAGUAUCAACGACAGGCUACAACUGCCUGGAUGCCGCUAUCAGGGUUGGGAACAAGGAAGUCUGUAUGGAAAUAAUUAAACACGAAAAGUAUAUGUUAUCAUUAAGAUAUGUUUUGUGUAAUUACAUGAUACUUGAGACACUGAGUGUUUUAUUUUUCUUUGUUCACUGAUUUCACACUAAACAAAAGAUUCUUUCACAGGUGGCGGGAAGUCUUAAGCAACACAAAAUGUGAGGGAGUAUCACCCAUGCGGCGACUCAUUGAACGGUUUCCAGAUGUCGCCAAAGUACGUUUUUUUAUCAUUAGCCUUUGAACCCGUAAGAGUGACUAGCAUCUAAUUUCUCCUUACAAUAUCACCCCUGAAUCAUACAUCAAGGUCAGAAGAAUGAAAGAAUUGAUCACUAACGAAAGAAGCUGUUGAAUGUUAAACAGAUUCUCUUCGUCAGCUCCAUAGGAAAUGUAUCAAGAACAGCAUGGAGAAUAUGCAUACUGAUGUUAGGGUGUGAGGGGUCAAAAGGGGUUAAAAAGUAUGACGUUUACGGCAAGGCGAAAUUAGCAAGCAAUAACUGUGAUUUUACGCUCUUUUCCUGAAUUCUCAAUCAAAUCAGCAAAAAUUGGCGGAAAUAAGACGGCGAGAGUUCCAAUUUUACAGUUUGUCGUUCCUAAAAAUGUUCAAAUAGAGGGAGCUCCCAGACGCCAAUUAAACAUCAACUAAAUUAUCAUCAAACUCUUGCAAUCAAAUACUCUCAGUCCAUAGCACUGCACCAUGACGGGGCAAAAUCGUAACGAAACUGUGGCUAUUCAGUAUUGCAUAAAAUUCAUGAUUGCCCAUCUAAAUUUAUUCAAUGUCUGCCUCCACGUGAGAAAUAACUCCAAACAAGUUCCUCACCAAAAUGUCAAUUUCACACACACAUCCCAAUUAAAAUCUGUCUUCCUCUUUGGCAUCUUAUCUACAGCUUGUGCUAGACAAAUGUAUCGAGCAUUCACCACUUCUGGACACAGAUCCAAAUUAUACGGUAAGGGCAGAAGUAAAACACCGACUCGAACAUCUAAACGUGUUAAAGGAUGCCAUCUGAAUUUCUUCCCAUAAUCUCUUCUCAGAUCACCUACGACUUCAGUUUUAUUUUUCCAAACUCGGAUGAGGAAUUUGACCUCAACCAAGAACGAUAUUGUGGACUAAAGGUAUGAUGAACGAAAGAAUUGAAACAAAUAACAUUUAUCGCUUAAGAACGUCUAUCGAUAACAAGACUGAACAUUUAUUCUUGCCAUCGUCAAGAAAACAUAAACAUCGUAAGUAGAACAUAUACAUGUGUACCAAGAGGAUAUAAACUGUUUAUAAUCUCUUGUGGGUACUCUAGAUAGCCCAUGGUCCUAAUUUUUGUCACAUUGGUUCUUUCGUAGACAAUGUUGGAUUCUGGCCGUGAAGAACUUUUGUUUCAUCCUCUGACCAGGGAGCUGGUACGAAUGAAAUGGUAUGUAGGAUGAUACUGCCUAACAAUGAUGACCUUUUCCGCUUAUACUCGCUUUCUUAGUAAACAUACCUUUGUUUAAAGGAGUAUGGUAUGAAAUGUAGGGAGAAUUGAACAAAACAAUUAAAAUUUGAAAAAAUUAAAUUAUGAAACUGCAAUGCAGACAUUUUUUUCAGGGUGACAUUAGAAGAUUUGUCUCGCGACAAAUCCACAUUAGUUUUUUGUAUCUCAUUUCUUUUCUUUGUUUUCAAACAGGCGACGUAUUGGUCUGACUGUGUUUCUCAUGGGAGCAAUCUUUUAUUUAACGUUCUUGUCCGUAUUUUCUCUCUUCCUUUACUGCAAAGACGAUGGUUUUAAGGUUAGUUUAACAUCAAUCGCAAUCAAUCUUGUACUCAGAUCUUGCUUUAACUCAAUGUGAAAGCCUAAGGGUUGCCCUCUUAUCCGGAUGUUUCCUGAAUGAAAAGUCCUGUCCGUACGACGGAUUUCCAUCUUUUACUUUCCAGUAUUUGUUUGUUUGUUUGUUAUGAGAAAAUUUACAAUUCACGAAACUUCACAUCUUUAUCAAAUAUGACAUAAUUACAUGAUACAUUGUCAGCUUUAUUUUAAUUUUGGUUCCAGAGAUCUGAAUCAUGAUAUGAAAUCAUGUUUUUUCUUCCUCUAUUACGAAUAGAAAUAUGUAAUAAACUAAAUUCCUCGGGAUACAAUCGACGAGCUUAAAUUAUGAAAUAAAGGAGAUGACUCAAUUUAAAAGCAAGAACAGAAUUCUUUUCACAACGCAGAAUAUAAUUCUUUCCCAGAGACACUGCAAUGAAGGUUGGAAUUAUCCACAAAAGAUUUUUUUGCUUAUUUUCUGUACGUCAAACCUACUUUUGGAAGCUUUCCAACUCUACAACGAGGUUCGUAUGUGCGAGUUUUUACGUUUCUUUCAAGUAACAAACUUAAUACUUUUGAGUAACGUUUGAACUGGUUGAAGAUAAUUUUUCAUGGUCAUCUAUUUUUUCUCAGCGCUGGAUGUAUUUUGAGUUGACCAAUUUCUUGGAAGUUUCCACCUACGUGACAACAAUCAUGGCCGUCACUCUACCAGAUGAGCAAGACCACCAAUGGGCUGUCGGGAUCAUAGCACUGUUAAUGGCAUUCUUCGCCAUGCUUCUACAGCUUCAACUGUAAGUAAAUACCCAAAUACAGUAGUUGGAUCGCAUGUUUUCCGGCUUACCUAAAAUAAGUGAUGAAUCAGAAGUGAAUUUUAAUGCUUAAAAGUAGAAUAAUCGAGAAUUUUCUCUUCGUGAACGCCGAUUUUCAGCGGUCCUGCUUAAAGUUAUUAAAAUUAGAAGAGGUUGGCUUCGAUUUACAGAAUGACAUGAAAAGUACGAUCAUUGUAAUCAUAUGGAGCCACGAUUAAAAGAGUGAUUUAGUUUUAUCAGCUGAGUUGAUUAAGUAAAUUGGCCUCCGUAAAAAUUUGCGAAGCUGAAGUUUCGAACGUUAGUCCUUAGUCAUUCGCUCUGACGAAGGGCUAACGCUCGAAACGUCAAUUUUAAAACUCUUUACGGUGGUCAGUUUUUGAUAUAAACCAGCCUUUUAUACUCUCCCACCGACGCAACAUCACAAUUUCUUUAGAAACUUACCCCCUUUAUUCUCGACCAGAAGGGUCAGCAAAACAAUUGGAAAUUGGUUUCCUUUCAUCUUACUGAAUUAAGAUAAUGCCAGAAACCAUAAUAUACCAAACUUUGACAUCCACCGAAAAGGAAAGGUAAAACCAAUAUAUGAUUUACAAUUUUAUCUCAGACUCCUCUCCUGCGCCCAUGAAAACUCCUUAUAGAAAUCAGGAUUUUCAUCACAUGAAAGUUUAAGGAAAUACAUAAGACAAUAAUACACUAUUGUUGCAUCCUUUCAGACUUUUCUGCUCAGGUAUCUACGUCACAAUGCUGUUGGAGGUCCUUAAAUCUGUAUUCAAGGUUUGUAUCACAAACAGUGCUAAAUAUCUUUAAUAACAUUAUCUUAUUCCUGUUAUUUCUCUUGGUCAUAAUGAGGCUGUUUAAGUGAGAGCAAAUGAGUGUUAUUUGUAUCAUGGCAUGAACACCACAAAAAUGCGCAUCGCCACCAAGGCUGAAAAUAUUUCGCCAGUGGUCUCUCAGUUAGUUAGUUCAUCAGAUUUUUCGUUAGUUGGCUCAGUCAAAUCAAAUGUCCUCAAAUAAUCAUAAACACAUCACUGUUUAUCUGCUGGUUUUAUUUUCAGGUGAUCGUUAUGUUUUCCUUGCUCAUUGCUGCAUAUGGAUUGAUAUUCUACUUGCUCUUGGGAGAUGAGGUAAUAAGAAUAGAAUCAGUUUACUAACAACUGUGAAAACAUAAAUGUCAUAUAUUUGAACUGCAGAUAAAGAAGUAAAUAUGAAAGCGAUCUUCGCAGUAAUGAACACUACUUGAGCAGUCGUAGAAAUAACGCCUGAAAAAAAAAUCAGGCCUGUACGGGAUUUAAACUCAUGACCUCUGCGACACCCGUGCACCGCUUAACCAACUGAACUUCCAAUUUGAGAGAUCUUCACGAGUGAGCCCGUUUAAUCAUAAUUGUCAUUAUUUUUUUUUUUUGCUGUUUUCCAGUUGUCGUAUACUUCCCCGUAUAUGUCAGUUUUGAAGGUGUUCGACAUGAUGGCUGGUGGAGUCGAAUUCAACCAUUACUUUGUGGAGAACCUGGAACUUCGCAUGCCAGAUCUGGCCCGCUUCAUUUGUUUCACAUUUAUCCUCGUUAUGUCCAUCUCGCUAAUGAACCUGUUGGUGAGUAACAACUGACCUCGCGCCUCAACUUUUUUAAUUGUGGUGUAGUGUUGUGUCGUUAUCCAUUUGUUCAUACAUUUCCUUCUCAAAGCUGAUUUCCAAAUACAUAUUACUUUCAAUUGAUAGCUGUAAACAUUUCAGGAAGUGUCUACAGGAGAAAAACUCUCAGUCGUAGAUGUAUACUGACACCAAAUUAGCUGAGUCAAAUGUCAGUUAAUAUUUUAGCGAUCGCAAUGUUAUUCCCAAUUUGUUAUACAGUGCCGCUUUAUUUUAAGCACGCCCCCAUCGGCAUGUUUUCUCUUUUUUUCUAAUUUCUUUGCAGAUUGGUUUGGCUGUUGGGGACAUUGAGUCUGUACAAAAGAAUGCCGAGCUCAAACGUCUGAGGACACAGGUUAGUGACCAGGCUGAUUUUUUGCUUAACACGUUGGCAUUCUUUUUGUCCACGUAUCUCUCCCAGUCAUUCUGUUUACAGAGUCAACAUAAAUCUAAACCAACCAGCACAAGAGAUAGGGCAGAAAAUUAUUUAUUAUCUACAGUGUUAGUGUCGAGGUCAAAAGCGGUGAAAUGUACUUUGCAGUUCUUCUCCAAUCGUAUACUCUGGUCUGGCUAGAGGACGAUACCCCAAGAGUCAACUUCUAUAGGUUACCAAGCAGAAUUCUCUUUUCCCUCUACAUCACAUUUUGGAGAACAAACCAUCAUCAUCGUAGAAUGACUUUCAUGUAUUUCUCAGAUAGUAGGCGCAGAACGACAGCUCAGGGACAACUGAAAAUUGUUAUUUUUAAUCCAACCACAAUCUUUCUCAACAGAUAGAGUCACUGUCUCAAUUUGAAAAAAAGCUGCCAUCUAGUAUGAAAGAUCGCCUCUAUUCUCCCAAGCUGGUUCUUUGGCCAAACUCGGGAUCCAUGUCUUUUGUGAGGAAAUUAACGGUAAGAUAACGCACUACAGGUAUUAAAAAAACAGCUGUCAGAUGAAUACAAUAAAAAUGAAUACCUUGAUUGACUGCUGACGAUUUUUUUUUGCAUUUUUUACUCGUCAGUGGUCUCUGGGACUAGUAGAUUACGCUCCAGUUCGAAUGAUGGAAAAAACUAAGCCAUCCCAUGAAGAAGACAAGAUGAAAGAGCUUCAAGAACAACUCAAAACGCAACAAGAAAGGUGAAUGAUGUUUCCUUCACAAAAACAUUUCUUGAUACAACUUCACAUUAAGUAGUAGAAAAUGGGUAAGAGUAGCAAGAAUAAGCCAUGGAACUCACUUCAAGGUUUUGCUAAGCGAUUCAAUUAUGAUUAUUAAUCAUUCAGUCUCUUUAAUCAAUGCAUUCAUCUUUGUUUUCAUUCACUCAUCCAAUCAAACUCGAAUUCUCUUUUUCAUCGUAUUUCUACAGUCUCAAUACGCUACGGACGGAGCUGCGAUCUCAAAGAACGAUUUUAGAGAACAUUUCCAUCAAUAUGGGAGCGAGAUCCCCUACCAGUAACAGAACAAAUCUGAUGGAUGAUUUCUGA